Molecule: messenger RNA, 1830 nt
Organism: Trichoderma reesei QM6a
Lineage: Eukaryota; Fungi; Ascomycota; Sordariomycetes; Hypocreales; Hypocreaceae
Exons: 3
Coding region: 1-1830 (609 amino acids)
Biological process (GO): arachidonate metabolic process
Cellular component (GO): membrane
Source: RefSeq, a predicted model, not a curated record
AUGGACUCGUACGGAGUCCGGAGGUCGGACACCACCAAAGGGCCGCCUCUGCGCAUCCUCUCACUCGACGGAGGAGGCGUUCGCGGCUACUCCAUGCUCAUCAUUAUCCAGGAACUCAUGCACCGCACGUUCGUCGAGAUCGAAGGCCGCGCCCCCCGCCGCCACGAAAUCCCGAAGCCAUGCGACCACUUUGACCUCAUCGUCGGCACCGGCACCGGCGGGCUGAUCGCCAUCAUGCUCGGCCGGCUGCGCCUGGACUUGGAGACGUGCAAGGAGCUGUACGUUCGCUUGACCAAGAUGGUCUUUGAGACAGACAAGACGAUCGCCGGCAUUCCAUAUCGAUCUACGCUGUUCAAGGCCAGCAAGCUGGAAGAGGCCAUCAAGCAAGGAGUCUGGGAGCAUACCGUCAACAACAAGGAAGGCAACGACAGCGACACCGAAGUUGUGAACCCGCUCAACGCUCGUCGCUCGGGUUCGGGCUCUCCAAGGCGACAUUCCAGCAACGCCAGCACCAUAAGCUUCAGUGCGCGCCAUCCGUCCGGCCAAGUGUCUUCUCGGCCAACCCCGCUACGAUACGGCAACGGGAACGCAAGGUUAUAUGACGCAAGGGAAAAUAGGUGCAAAACCGCCGUUACGGCAAUGUAUAAGGGCUCCGCGCGAGGGACUCCGCCCGUGCUGCUACGAUCCUACGACUCACGCAAGGAACCGCCACCGGAGUUCGAUUGCAAGAUCUGGCAGGCCGGGCGGGCGACUUGCUCCAUCGGCCUCGCCUUCAAGCCCGUCCAGAUUGGCCAGUCAUUAUUCCACGACGACGGUGCCGGCACCUUCAACCCCGCCCCAGAGGCUCUCGACGAGGCCGUCCUCAACGAAUGGCCGGGGCGUGAUGUCGGAGUGUUUGUCAGCGUCGGGACUGGCAAGCGGCCCAGGGGAAGUGACGCAAAUCAGCAGGUGUGGUACGAGGGCUUCCUGGGCGAAUUUGCGGAAGCGCGAAGAAAAAUGAUUGCCAAGAUCGAAGGCUGCGAGAAGAUUCACGAGUACAUGAUCCGAGAGCACCUGGCGAAGCGUGGAGUGAAUGUGGAAAACUACUUUCGCCUCAACGUCGAAGUGGGAGUCGGGGAGUUUGGAAUGAAUGAAUGGAAUCGGCUCAGCGACAUCAGCACCGGCACUCGACGAUACAUGUCGCGAGCGGAAGAGCAGAAGAUGAUCCACGGCAUCUCGACCAGGUUGGCCAAGAUUCACAGAGCAAAGCUGCGAUGGGAACGCAAGAUUUCCAACGUGCCCGAGCUGGUCCAGUCGACGUCGGAGAGCAACUUUGAGCAUACUUUUGCGGUCGAGCUGCCCGGUGACUCUCCCAUAGGGCCUCUCUCGCACAGCCCGCACAGCCCGGCCAGUCGGUCGUCGUUUGACUCGGCGCCGGAUACUCUGCACCUGCAGGCAAACACAUUGUCCUCGCCUCGAGCCUCCAACGACCACAUCCGGCCAGGAACCGGCCAUUCACGGCUCGGAAGAAUCAGCCCUGCCUCCGAGAAGGAGGUUGUGGUCGACUUGAUGUCUCCGAGCCAGUACAGCAACAAGAUACCCUAUUCCGACGACCCAAUCGCCAUCACGAGCCCUGAUGAGGAGCCAAGAUAUCAACUGCCUCUAGUGCCUCCGCCCCUCAGGCAAGCUACCCGACCGGAGCCGCCGCCUCUGCCUCCCAAGACGCCCCUGCCUGACUAUGGCCAUCGGCCUCGCGACUCCGAGACGUCCAUCCCGCCUUACCCUCUUGACGACGAUGAAGGCCCACCUCCGGUCAAUAUGGCACGAAAGCCGGAUUACCUGCAGUAUUAG